This is a messenger RNA of Naegleria gruberi, 2817 nucleotides long. RefSeq lists its product as uncharacterized. The record is from RefSeq and is a predicted model, not a curated record. Bases 1 to 2817 code for a protein of 938 amino acids. Gene Ontology annotation, molecular function: nucleic acid binding. The transcript is spliced from 5 exons. Lineage: Eukaryota; Heterolobosea; Eutetramitea; Acrasida; Naegleriidae.
AUGAAAAAAAUACCUCAACAAGACCAUCCUCCGGAUACGGAAGGGAGUAAUUUGCUUGCUGACAGGAUUUUUGUGUUAGAGAGAGCAAUUGAAACCUACCAAAAGGAAAACAAUAAUCUCCGUGACUAUCUUCAACAACUUGUAAAUAUAUGUAAUGGUCACCCGUUAUUGAAUAAUAAUAAUAAUAAUCCCAUCAAACCUGUAAAUAAUAAUCUGAUCAAUACCCAACCAUCAGAAAAUGAAAAUCUAUUUAUUACUAGAAAUCCAGUAAAUGUUAGAAAUCUACCAACUAGUAGAAAUUUAAUUAAUGGUGGAAAUUUCUUGACUGAGACAGUUCAAAUAUGCGAUAGUAAUCCUAAAAAUAGAACUGUCAGUUAUGCUGAUAUUACAAGAUUAGCUCCUAUUAAAGCUCAGCCAUCUAUUAAGAAAACAAUAGCAAAACAAAAAUCAACAACUAAUAAGAUGAAAAGAAAUAUGGCAACUAAUACUAGACCUAACAAACGUAAAUCUAAUUACAAUCUUAAUCAAAUAAUUAAUGUAAUUUGCUACAAAGAUGUUACUAACGAAUUUGUUGAACAAAUUACAGACCUACUCGGUGACUCUGUAAUCAUUAGAGUUAAUCGAUACUGUAAUAAUAUUAUUAAUGUAAUUUGCCCUGAUGAAACCAGUUAUAAAGAGUGUUUCAAUCAAUUAGUGCAAGGAAGUCAUGGAGGAAAAUUCAUAUUAGAAUGCUUUCCAUCUCCAGCAAUCUUUAAUCCUAAACCUUUAGCACUUUCACAUACUACUUCCAGUAAAACUACUCACCUUAAAAUGCUAGAAAAUAUUAUUAGCAAAUGUAUAUUGGAAGAUAAUAUUUCUGUUGAGGAACUCUACACUAACUAUUCUCAUAACCAAUUUAUAAUUAGAAUAUCAUUUGAGGAUCAAACUAUUUGCUCUCAAAUGGCACAAAAUCUUGAAUCUAGUAAUUUGGUUACCUUGAGACCUUACUUUAGUAAGAGUAAGAGAAAGAAAAUAUAUGAAGAAAUUAAUAAGUCUCCUAUAGAUAAUUUCAAAGAGUUAAAUCAAGCUAUCUUGACUCAAAUUAACAAAUAUGGCUCCAAAACUGAUAGAUUAGGUGUUGGUCGAAUCUCAACAGCCUAUAAAGAAGAAAUUCAAGAUUUGGAAGAAGAAAUUCUUCACAAAUUAAAUAAUGAAACUAUUUCUCAAUCAGAAAUAUCUGAAUUACAAACAUUACUGAAAGAAACUCAUAUUAAAAAUGGAAAACAUAUUAAGGAAAAAUUGAUAGAAGAAUUCAAUGAUAGAACUUCAUCUAAAAUGUAUCAAUUUGAUAGAAUGGUUCAUUCCAAAGAAAUUAAAUGGAAAGAUAUUAAUUUCGAAGAAGAGGAAAUUUUAGAAUACUUUACAAAUAAGUUUACCUCGACUAAUCAACUUCCAACAUUCAUUCCAAGUAGAUCAACUAUUAAAGAAGGACCAAAUUGGACCAACUCGAUCCAUAUAGAAGAAUUGGAAAAAGCUUUAAAACAUAACCUUAAACAAAUUAUUCACGCUAAAGCUAUUAGCUUAUUUACACACCUUUCUAAAAUUAACUUAAUUCCUCUGAAAAAGGCACAACAAAUUGAUAUAGCCAUUAGAGGAGCAAUUAGAAGAAAACUAUAUAUGGACAGGAAAACACCAACCAGCUUAUUCCACUUACCAUUAGAAAAAGGUGGAUUAGGACUACCAUCUAUUGUAGAAUUUUCUGAAAGAAUGAACCUAAGAACCAUGACCUUAAUUGCUAACAGUAACAAUUUACUCGUCAAGAAAGCUUUCAAACAUGGUAUCAAGCACUGUGAGGAAACGAAAGACAAUAUUUAUUCGAAAUGGCUACUAGUACUAAAAGAAUACAACCUCACACUUAAGAAAAAUGAAAUGAAAUUCAAGUUGAAAAAAAUCAAAACAGGAAAUAAUUUUGAUAUUCACACUGACGGAUCAAGACUCGAAUCAAAGACUGGAAUGGGGAUUAAUAUCUAUGAUUGCUCCAAUAUGAACACUCCAGUUAGAUCUUUAUCCCUCCAUAUUAAUGAUCAAUAUUCAAAUAAUGUAGCUGAAAUAUGCUCUAUUAUUACAGCAGCUAAAGUUAUCCCAAGAGACUCCAAGAUUAAAAUCCAUACUGAUAGUAAUAAAGUUGAAGCUCAUAAGGAUAAGGAAAAUAUCAAAGUUGAUUUAUUGGCAAAGAAUGCAACUCUGAAACCUAAAAUCUUUGAUAUCCGUAAACUACUCUUUAAUCAAUAUAUCCUCACAAAGAACGAUAUUAUAAUCUUUGACUAUAAGAGGUUAACUACCUCACAACAUUUAAGGCUAAUGCUUGACAAGAUAGAGAGUCACCCCAAUCACAUACCUAACCUAGAUUGGAACUCUAUCAACGUCAGCUACCUUAAAUCCCAUUUGUCUCCUAAAUCUAAAUAUUAUAUUUGGAGAAACUCUUCAAAUGCCCACAUCAAUUUUGGUGAGGGUAAAAGUUUCUGUCAUGAUUGUAACACAGAAUCUGACCUUAAUCACUAUAUUCAUGAAUGCCCUGCUCUGGAUAGUGCCAGAUACUUUUGCUUGUCAAAAAUAUCUGAUAUUCUUGAUCAGAGAGAGUGUAAACUCACUCAUAUUCAAUUCAGACCAGAAAAGCAUCACCAUGUACUCUUCUUCCACCAUUCUGGAACCACAUUCUUCGAAGAUGGAUACGUACAACAAUACCCAGACAUUGCAGAGAAAUGGCCUGAGAUCCAGGGAGCCAUUUCUAACUUUGUCGGCCGCUCCUAUAGAUAUUAUUAUAUUGACUCAAUGUAA